GUGCUUAUUUUGAGUUGCACUCUCCCAUGUGUUGAUUGGUUCCGUUUGCGCCUGUGGCCUGGGUUUUAAAAAAUAUCCGGUCGUGGAAAAAAGUGCUCAUUAAAUUUAACUUCCAGAGACAUUAUCGUGUAAUCCGGUGAACAAGCUCGACAAGAUGCAGCAGGACGAGAUUGUUUGGAGUAUCAUCAGUAGGCAGUUCUGCUCGUACCAGGUCAAAACACAGACGCAAAACUUCUGCCGGAACGAGUACAGCUUGACGGGACUGUGUUCCCGUAAAUCAUGCCCAAUCGCCAACAGCCAAUACGCCACAAUCCGGGAAGAGAACGGAAUCGCUUAUCUGUACAUGAAAACAGCGGAACGCAAUGCAUUCCCUGCGAAGCACUGGGAGAAGGUCAAACUGUCGCGGAACUUCGAGAAGGCGAUCUAUCAGAUCAAUGAGAACCUGCUGUACUGGGAUCGGUUUGUGCGGCUUAAGUGCAAGCAGCGGUUCACCAAGAUUACACAGUAUUUGAUUCGUAUGCGGAAGCUGAAGCUGCGCCGGCAGAAACUGCUCGUUCCGUUGGCCACGAAGAUCGAGCGGAGGGAGAGACGCCGGGAGGAGAAGGCACUGGUUGCGGCCAAGAUCGAUAACGCCAUCGAAAAGGAGCUGAUGGAGCGGUUGAAAAAGGGCGCUUACGAGGAUAUCUAUAACUUCCCCCAGACGGCGUUCAACAAGGCGAUGGAGGCGGAGGAGGUAGAGGAAGAGGAGGGUGAGGCGGAGAGUGAGCUGGAAGACGAACAGGAGGUGGAGAGAGAGAUGGAGAUCGAUGCGGAAGUCCAGCGGGAGCUGGAUAUGGAUGAUGAGUUUGUGGAAGGCGAUUCGGAUGAUGAUGAUGACGAUGCUGACGAUGACGAGGAUGAUGAUGGUGAGGAGAUGGAUGAUGAUUCUGACGCGGAAAGCGAAUCGGGUGUCAGAGAGCGAGUGGAGGUGGACAGCGAUUUUGAGUCCUCCGAUGAGGACGAUAUUGAGGACAUUGCGUCGAAGGUCACACCACGUCUUCCCAAGAAGGGCAGCAAAGCAGAGAUCGGAAAGGCUAAGCCUUCGACGAGUGGCACCAAGAAGAAACCGAAGAAACUCCGCAAACCACAUCUGGAGAUCGAGUAUGAGGUGGAAACCGAACCAGCGCGGAAUCGGUUACAUAAGUGAGGUAAACCAAACAGUAGCUGACUAAGAUCUAUUCGCUAGUUUAGUGAGAACCCGGGAACUUUGUUGCAUUGUUUUACCCAGGAGAAAAGGGCGAGAAUGUUUCAGAUUCCAGCUUAUUCCUAUCGUUUAUUUACGAUAAAAGAUCGUCGCGUCGUCACCGAGAUGAGAUAAUUUUUGUCACAUUAAAAAAAGGUCUUAAAAACGAGUAAAACUUGCUUUCGUUUAUAACACA
This is a messenger RNA of Toxorhynchites rutilus septentrionalis, 1418 nucleotides long. It is a transcript of the gene Rbm13, whose product is annotated as protein MAK16 homolog A. Gene Ontology annotation, biological process: maturation of 5.8S rRNA; maturation of LSU-rRNA. The transcript has 3 exons. Bases 155 to 1186 code for a protein of 343 amino acids. NCBI's taxonomy places the organism in Eukaryota, Metazoa, Arthropoda, Insecta, Diptera, Culicidae. Gene Ontology annotation, cellular component: nucleolus; preribosome, large subunit precursor. The record is from RefSeq and is a predicted model, not a curated record.